Salvelinus sp. IW2-2015 is the source of this 5154-nucleotide messenger RNA. RefSeq names its product zinc finger and BTB domain-containing protein 21. Gene Ontology annotation, molecular function: DNA-binding transcription factor activity, RNA polymerase II-specific; protein binding. Lineage: Eukaryota; Metazoa; Chordata; Actinopteri; Salmoniformes; Salmonidae. The record is from RefSeq and is a predicted model, not a curated record. Gene Ontology annotation, biological process: regulation of transcription by RNA polymerase II. Gene Ontology annotation, cellular component: nucleus.
CCUGUCACUUUAAGAUGGUUAAAUCUGCCUGUCAUAUCCUACACUCCCGCCUACAUGGUAUAAAGCAGCCUAUCAGCUCACAGCGCACGUGACGAGCGUUCUAUGCGAUGACCUCAUCCCUGGAGUGGGAUGACGUCAAAUUCAAGAUGGAUGGAAUCACGACUACCACACACUCAACAUAAUUCUGAUAUAAAGUCUUUAGUGUGCUGCGUGGAAACAGAACGAAUACAUAGGGUCAGAAUGGAGAGUCUGGUGCACUAUAGUAAUCCCUCCCAUGGCCUCUCGGUCCUGGGGAUGCUCAAUGAGCAGCGCCUGAAGGGGCAGCUCUGUGACACAGUCUUGGUUGUCGGGGAUCAGAGGUACCAAGCCCACAGGAGUGUGCUUGCUGCCAGCAGUGAGUAUUUCCAAUCCCUGUUCACACGGAGGCUGUCUGACACCCACAAAGUGAUACAGUUGGACUUCUGUGAGCCUGAGGCCUUUGAGGUAGUGCUGAAUUACAUAUACUCAUCCUCCCUCUUCGUGGACAGAGGCAGCCUGGCAGUCAUCCAGGAGAUGGGAUACAGUCUAGGAAUCCCCUUUCUAACCAACAUCAUGUCAACAAGGCCGCAUGUGUCCUACUGCGUCUCCAGAAAAAGGUUGUCCUUCUCAGAGGAAGAUGACAACGACAGCCAGCCGAGGAGUGUCAUUAUGCGCCAGAACCGAGGUGGUGAUUCUCCUGGCCCCAGUCGCUACAGUUCAAAUUAUCAAGGAGAGCCCUCAGGACACAGGAAUCCAAACGAACCAGCCAGGAACACUGCAUCCAAUCCCAGAAAAUCAUCUGAAGCAACUAGUGAGGCUUCUGAUAGCAAGCCCAUCAGUUCAUAUGCCUCCAUCUUAAAGGGGAAGACAUCAUCACGUACAGGGUCAUCAGUAAGGCCCCAGCUCACCUCCUCAGUCUCCUUCAGUGAAUCUCCAACAGUCAUGUUACAGACUGAGUCUGAUCUCAGCACUAAAGAAGAGGAGGUGGAGCAGAGGCUCUACAGACCCAAAUCAAAUUUUCAGGGCUCGGCAGGGGAGCCUAUCCAGACCAUUGACAGGAGUGGCCCACUCAUAAAAAGCCUGCUGCGCAGGUCAUUAUCCAUGGACAGUCCCGUCCCGGUCUUCUCCCCAACGCUGGAGCUCAAUAAGCUGCAAGGCCGAGAACAGUCUGUUGUUAAGAUGGUGGCAAAGACAGAGGAAGGGACUCAGAGUGAGCACAAACACAGUGUGAAAGUGGUUCCGCCACUUCUUCUCAGGUCAAGGCACCCCAGUAGGUAUGAUGAUGAAGAAGAAACUCAGGGAGAGGUGUUCCAUGUGAAGACAGAACCUAGCAGCCCACUGUCUGACCCCUCAGAGAUCAUUAGAAUCACAGUAGGAGAUUCUCUACCAGUAAACCUAAAAGACAUUGAAAUUAAUUUUGACCAAGGACCUACUAAGGCAUUUUAUAAUCUCCCUGGAAAGAGAAAGGUGAGAAGAGACAACAGAAGGUACCCAUUCAAAAAGUCCAAAGGUGUGAACAAACAUGAUUUACCACGUGAAGAUGAAAAUAACAUGUCAGAAUCUGUACCUCACAACUCCAACAUGGACGACAAUGAUGGAGACUGGACUGAUGAGCCCAGGCAGAGCAAGAUGUUUAAAUGCUGGAACUGUUUAAAAGUGUUCAGAUCCAAAGCUGGACUGCACCGCCAUGUUAACAUGUAUCACAACCCAGAUAAGCCAUAUGCUUGUGACAUCUGCCACAAACGCUUCCACACCAACUUCAAAGUCUGGACCCACUGCCAAACCCAGCACGGAGUGGUACAAAACCCUGCUUCAUCCUCCAGCUCGUUCCAGCUGGAUGAAAAGUUUCAGAGGAAGCUGAUUGAUAUUGUGCGAGAGAGAGAAAUAAAGAAAGCCUUGCUCAUGAAGCUGAGAAGGAAUAAGCAGGGUUCGCAGUCUCAGGUGUUUGCCAAAAAAGGUGGCCUGAGGUCCAGGUCAAAUUUGAUAUGCCCUUACUGUGGGAAAACGUUUUUGUUUCUGUCUCAGUUCAAGCAGCAUUUGAAGACACACCCUGCAGAGAGAGCCAACCAAGAGACUGAGAGAGAGAGCAGUCUCUGCCAAAAGGACCAGGACCAGCCCGGUCAGAGAGAGAACACAGACACAGAGGUUUACUCCUGCAGACUCUGCAAUGAGAAGCUGUCCUCUCACUUUGAGCAGGGAGACCACGAGAGGGGUUGUCGACACGCAACCGUGUGCCCGUACUGUGGCCUCCGAUUCUCCAGCCCAGCGGUUAAAAAAGAGCACGAAGCACACUGCAAGUACAAGAAACUGACCUGCCUGGAGUGCAUGCGGACCUUCAAGUCCUCCUUUAGCAUAUGGAGACACCAGGUGGAGGUUCAUAACCACAACAUUAUGACUGUUAAGGAACAGCUGAGCCAUCAGGAGGAGAUCAAUGGAGAAGUAUCUGACCACCUCGGAAGGCCGCUCCAUACCCAGGAGUCUGUGGGAGCGGGGAGCUCCAGAGAGGACAUCAUCUACAGUGACUCUUCAGGUCCGCCUAUGUUCGACUCAGAGGAUUCUUUAUCAUUCGUGCCCGAGGACUUGAGUGUUAGCCAGCAUAAGAACGACCAUCAUGGCGAGCUGACAGUGAAGGAGGAGCCCAUUGAGGAGGCUGUGAGCGAGAGGGAGGACAUGACGUCUGGGGCCUCCAUUGAGCCCGAGGAGCCAGGUGUUUGGCCAUGUGAAAAAUGUGGCAAGCUCUUCGGUGGCCACAAAGACCUGGAGCGCCACCAGGAGCUGCUGUGCCACAUCAAACCCUUCAUCUGUCACAUCUGCAAUAAGGCCUUCAGGACCAACUUUCGUCUUUGGAGCCACUUCCAGUCCCACAUGUCCACCUCCGAUGAACCUGGAGUGAGAGAGGUCGAUGAUAGGCACCCUUCGUCUCCCUCCCCCUCACCACCACCGGCGGUCACACAAGCAACUGGACGUCCUGCCCCACAAGUUUCUCCACCUAAACCAAUGGAGGCAGAGCCAGUGGUAGCUAAAUCUGUGGUAGCUAAGGAUGAGGAGAAGCCUGUAAGCUCGUCGUCAAUGCCCAGGACCAAGAGGCCGGAGAUGGACAGAUCAUACAGUAGCCCCCUACCCAAGACGGAUAGUGUGGAUAAUCCUCUCACCCCUCAGGAAUCAGAAACCUUUUUUUACCAUGCUCCCACUCUCUCUGCCCUCACGUUUAAGAGGCAGUACAUGUGUAAGCUCUGCCACAGGACAUUCAAGACUGCCUUUAGUCUUUGGAGCCAUGAGCAGAGCCAUAGCCACAUUUGAAUGUGUCUCACUUCGACACCUGUGCUCUGUUUUGAGCCUCUGAGAUGAUACUUUAUGCUCACAGCAUCGUAAAAUAUCAAAUACAACUCUGUCUACACAAGAAAGAUUUUGAAUGUAUCUAUUGCUGUUGGUAGUUGGCUUUCCUUCAUGUUAUAUUUUCCAGUGGCCAUGUGUGUUGGUGUAAAGGUGUGAAAGUGAAUGUGUGCAAUUAAUUGCUAUUUYCCUUGUCAUCAGCUCCUUACAAAUGUUACUUAGCUUUUGACAUUGUUAAUACUGCGUAAAUAUAUUUCAGAUAACCCCCUUUGACUCGUCCUUACCUAUUAAAAGUCUUUUGAUUUAGGAAUUGCUGUACUGUACAAUUCAAGAUCAGUUAAGUGCUUUUGCUUAAAUUGUGAAUUUGUGUUGAUUGAUGCGUGACGAAUAUGAAUAUGAUAUUAGUGGCAUCGGGCAUCAUGUUUAUUGAUAUGCACUUGGCAAUUCUGUUCACUAUUAACAUUGCGCAUAUUUGUCAAAUUACAUUGAUUAAUUAUUGUUAUAUUAAUCUUUAUUUUAGAUCCUCUGCAUCCCAUUAACAUUUCAGCUAUAAUCUGUUUUGUACCAUAAAAUUAUGGUUUUCAUAUUGACUAUUCAUAUUAAUUCUUCUUUAUUCAGAUUUGGUCAUUGCCUUAGUGAUAUUUCGUGUAGAUUAUACAAGUAAACAAAACCAAAGAGGAGAUAGAUUAGCAAGGGGAUAAGAACUGGAAAAACGUGCAGUAUUUUAACUGACACUUUUUGUAGAUUCUGAGAAAAUAAAUUAUCUUUAUUUCUAUUUUAAUUUUAGGUAUCACACAAUAAAUUACAGAUCAUCAUGAAUGGAUUAUUGUGUAAAGAAUAAGGAAAAUAUGUACUUUAUUGGAAAUAAGUUUUGUUUACCUUCUGGGCAUGGUGUAUGGUAGAUUUUGUUGUAGGUUUUUUAAUGAUUAAUUUGGUACAAAAAUACAAAAUAACUUGUAUAGUAAUACAUACAGAAGAACGAAUUUGAAUGACCAAAGACAUGGGUAUUGUAUCACUGCUCUGUGACGGCUCAAUACCAGUAUGAUGAAGUCUGAAAUAGUUUGUAUGAUAAUUACACAAGUAAUCGUGUGAAUUGAUAGCAUGGUCUUAGCAUAUGCAUCCUGAGACAAUUGACAAAUGUUCUGUUAAAACGAAGCACAAUAAAUCGUUGCAGAUUAACUACUUUUUUUACUUGGAUAUUUUAAAUGAUUUACAGCCAAGAGCCAAUAAAGGUUUAAAAAAUGUAAGAACGUGAAAGCAAGACUUGCCCUAGGGGAAAAAGUGGGAUUUGGAAAAUAGUUCCUUUAUAACAGUCCAAUGUUUUUGGGUUGCUGUGAUUGUGAUGGCUUGCUAAUUACAGUACAUCUGGAAAAGAGGAUUUAAUUAUUGAUGAUAAAUGUUUUUAUCAUUUGUACACUGAUUGAGAAGACCGCAAUAACCACAGAUAUUGAUAUUCAGAUUUGAAAGAUGUAACUUUUUGAUGUUUAACUUCUGUGGUUAGGUUAAAACAAUGUAUUUAUAUUUGUGCUCUGAAUUUUUGUGGAAGAUCUUAAAAAAAGAAAUUGAGUUCAAAGAAAUUGAAUAUAAUUUUGUGUAUAUGGCGGUGUUUGUAUAACCUUACAUUUUUUAUCUUUAAUUAGUUUGUUUAUGAAAAUAGAUAUCUUUAGUAUUAUUCUAUUUCUGCAAUAAUGCAUAUUUGUAUGGGUUGCAUUAUUGUUGCUUUACAUAAAAGGCAGCCAUUUUGUGUUUUUUUACAGUUUUUGUGCUUGAAUUCUUUCUGUAAUAAAGAGUGAUAUUGCGGUA